AUGGCUCCUGUGACAGUGAAUAAGAAAUACGACUAUUUGGUAAUUGGUGGAGGUUCCGGUGGUGUGGCAUCUGCCAGAAGAGCAGCUUCGUAUGGAGCUUCUGUUUUAUUGAUUGAAGCCAGAGAUGGUCACAUGGGAGGUACAUGUGUCAAUGUAGGCUGUGUUCCUAAGAAGGUGAUGUACUAUGCUGCUUCAAUGGCUCAUAAGAGAGAACAAUUGCCAUCUUACGGAUUUCCCGAGGAAGCUGGUGGGUCCAGGACCAAAUACGGUGAAUUUGAUUGGUCAGCUACCAAGCACAAGAGAGAUGCUUAUAUUGACAGAUUGAAUAGAAUCUACGAACGUAACUUGAAUAAUGAAGGUGUCAAUUGGUUAUAUGGUUAUGCUAAAUUCAUCAAUAGUGAAGGAGAUGUUGAAGUUACUUUAACUGGUGAUCAACAAAUCUCUUGGAUGGAAAAGGAAAAGGACCAAGUGUUCAAGAAGAACGAAAAGUUUAUUUUUAAAGGUGACAAAAUUCUUAUUGCUACUGGUGGUACCCCAACCAUCCCCUCUGACAUUGAAGGAUACGAGAAUGGGAUUUCUUCAGAUGGAUUCUUCCUUUUGGAAAACCAACCUAAAUCUGUAGCUGUUGUUGGUGGUGGAUACAUUGGAGUGGAGCUUACUGGAGUAUUCCAAAGUUUAGGUACCAAGGUUCACCAGAUCAUUAGAGGUGAUAAGCUUUUGCGUGCUUUUGAUGAACUGGUUCAAGAUUUGAUCACUGACCAAUACAUCAACCAUUUAGGAGUGGAUUUACACACCGAGUCGCUUGUUACCAAAGUUGAAAAGUUGGCUGAUGGUCAAAAGAAGGUAUAUUUGAACACUGGGAAGGAAUUGAUUGUUGAUGAAUUGUUAUGGACCAUUGGACGGAAAUCACAUCUGAAUAUUGGUUUGGAAAAGAUUGGCGUUGAAUUGGAUUCCAAGGGUCAAGUUAUAGUUGAUGAAUACCAACAAUCCACCAACCCUAAUGUUUUUUCAUUAGGUGAUGUUGUUGGUAAGGUUGAAUUGACUCCAGUAGCCAUUGCAGCUGGCCGUAAGUUAUCCAACCGGUUAUUCUCAGGUCAAGAUGUUUUCGCUCAAGAUAAGUUGAGUUAUGAGUUGAUCCCCUCUGUCGUUUUCUCUCACCCUGAAGUUGGUCUGAUUGGGUUAACUGAAGCUCAAGCACGCAAACAAUAUGGAGAGGAGAACAUUAAGAUCUACAAGUCCAAGUUCAACUCCAUGUACUAUGCCAUGAUGAACAGCGACGACUUGAAGACCCCAACGUUCUACAAGAUCAUUGCUGCUGGUGCUGAAGAGAAGAUUGUUGGGUUGCAUCUUGUUGGAGAUGAUUCAGGUGAGAUUCUUCAAGGGUUUGGGGUAGCCAUUAAGAUGGGAGCCACCAAACAAGAUUUUGAUAACUGUGUUGCCAUUCAUCCUACUUCAGCCGAAGAGUUGGUUACCAUGCGUUAA
Molecule: messenger RNA, 1482 nt
Organism: Lizanozyma spartinae
Lineage: Eukaryota; Fungi; Ascomycota; Pichiomycetes; Serinales; Debaryomycetaceae
Gene: GLR1
Product: glutathione-disulfide reductase
Exons: 1
Coding region: 1-1482 (493 amino acids)
Biological process (GO): cell redox homeostasis; glutathione metabolic process; cellular response to oxidative stress
Cellular component (GO): cytosol; mitochondrion
Molecular function (GO): glutathione-disulfide reductase (NADPH) activity; NADP binding; flavin adenine dinucleotide binding
Source: RefSeq, a predicted model, not a curated record